GAGCUAGAUAUACUACACACUUGCUAUUACCGUGCUGGAAACACAUCUCCAUUCAUGCAGCAAAAGUGCCUCUAGCAAGCAGCACUGGACCAGAGUUUGUUGCUGUUCCGCAAGCUUGUAAAGGGACUUUACUGCAUUUUGCCAAAUAUAUAGAUAUAUUUUUUAGUUUAUAAAUUGGGGGGUGGGGGGGGGGUGGGGACAGAAAAACAAAUUGGUGAAAUGCAGCUGUGUGUGAGUUCAUGAAGCGUGCUUGCUAGCAUUGUUUGUUUUUUUUUUAUUUCACGGUGUGGACACUGAGGUAGAGAUUGCUUGUACUUGUAGUUUAGUUUUCCUAAAGUUUUGAAGUGAUGGAUGACAGUGGAGACUUGAGAGGACUGAGAAGCCAGCGGGUGGACGAUGACGCAACACGGACCUCCGCCUCCGAGGGCCUGGAGGAAGGGGAGGUGGAGGGGGAGACUCUCCUCAUUGUGGAGUCAGAGGACCAGGCCUCGGUGGACCUCUCCCAUGACCAGAGUGGAGACUCCCUCAACAGCGACAUUGGGGAUGAAGGAGAUACCAGCUGGACUGAGGAGAUGUCCUUCUACUGUGACAAGUGUCAUAAAUGGAUACCUGCCGGCCAGCUAAGGGGAGAACAGCCCAGUUACCUAAAAGGCGACAACUUCUUCAAGUUUACCUGUGCUGACUGUGCAGAAGACGGCAAAGAACAGUUUGAAAGAAUGAGGCUCACCUGGCAACAGGUGGUUAUGCUGGCUAUGUACAACCUCUCACUUGAAGGAACAGGUCGUCAGGGUUACUUCAGGUGGAAGGAGGAUAUCUGCGCAUUUAUCGGGAGACACUGGUCCUUCUUGCUAGCAAACAGGAAGAAGACCACGACGUGGUGGAGCACUGUGGCUGGGUGCCUGUCCGUGGGAAGCCCUUUGUUCUUCCGGUCUGGAGCUCAGGAGUUCGGAGAGCCCGGCUGGUGGAAGCUGGUCCUCAACAAACCUCCCACCCUGAAGCCCGAGGGAGAGAAAACAGCCUUGUCCUCACUGAAGGCAAAAGCCUCUUCCAAGCCCCCCCUGGACCCCAUCAUUACGGUGGAGGGGCUGAGAAAGCGUGCCAGCCGCAACCCAGUCGAGAGCGCCAUGCAGCUGAAGGAGAAACGCUCGCGGACGCAGGAGGCCAAGGAUAUCCGCAGAGCCCAGAAGGAGGCGGCAGGCUUCCUGGACCGCAGCACCUCCUCCACCCCUGUGAAGUUCAGCAGCCGGGGGCGCCGGCCCGACCUGGUCCUGGAGAAGGGGGAGGUGAUCGACUUCUCUUCCCUCAGCUCCUCUGACCGCACCCCCCUGACCAGCCCCUCCCCGUCCCCCUCGCUGGACUUCUCCGCCCCCGGUACUCCUGCCUCCCACUCGGCCACCCCCAGCCUGCUGUCCGAGGCAGACCUCAUUCCAGAUGUCAUGCCACCCAUGGCGCUUUUUCAUGAUGAUGAAGAGCUGGAAGGGGAAGGCGUCAUCGACCCUGGAAUAGAGUACAUCCCCCCCGUCAGCAUGCCGCCGGCCCCCGGCAGCGUCCUGAUCAGGAAGAAAAUGCGCACGGCGGAGCACAUCAAGCAGGAGGCAGACAGCGAGGAGGAGAGGAACGACAAGGGGGAGCAGGACGAGGGCGAAGAGACCCUGCACAUCAAAGCGCGGGGGGAGAAAAAGAAACCACAGCUGGAGAAGGACGAGGGGCCAGCCGCCCCCCGCUACGCCCCUCUCAGCCUGUACGAGGAGAAGCUGCUGCUGAAGAAGCUGGAGUCCUGCCUCAACGCCGUGGCCGUCACCCCAGAGGCCAAGCGGCUGCACAGGAAGCUGCUGGUGCGGCAGGCAAAGCGGGAGAGGGGGCUGCCCCUGCUGGACCUGGACCAGGCUGUAAGCGGCGCGCUCACCCUCGUCGGGGGGCUGUACGGAGCCAAGGAGGCAGGGGCCUGCCGCAGGGGGACGUCGGGCAUGGCAACGUACCGCACCACCAGCCAGGACCUCCGAAUCCUUGACCGCUUCCAGACUACGUUGUCCAAUAGAAAAGGAUUUCAUCAGGCCGUGGGCACGUUCUGGCAUCGCUUGAUGGGGUCAGAUACAGCUGUAGACCUCUGCAUCAGCAGUCCGUACACAUCACGCACUCUGAAGCCAUUCAUAAGACGUGACUUUGAGAACAAGCCUCCUAAACUCCACCUGCUGGCUGAAAUCCGGGCAUACCCCCACAGGAAUGAUCCGGAGUGGAAGCCAGAGCCAGAGGCGCCCAUUGAUUACUGCUAUGUCCGGCCCAACCACAUCCCCUCCAUAAACUCAAUGUGCCACGAAAUCUUCUGGCCAGGGGUUGACCUGUCAGAGUGCUUGCAGUAUCCUGACUUCAGCGUCGUGGUGCUCUAUAAAAAGGUUAUUAUCGCCUUUGGAUUCAUGGUUCCAGAUGUGAAGUACAACGAGGCUUACAUUUCAUUCCUGCUGGUCCAUCCGGAGUGGAGGAGAGCUGGGAUUGCAACCUUCAUGAUUUAUCAUCUUAUACAGACGUGUAUGGGGAAGGAUGUUACCCUGCAUGUUUCUGCCAGCAAUCCUGCCAUGCUGUUAUACCAGAAAUUUGGAUUUAAGGCUGAAGAAUACAUUUUGGACUUCUAUGAUAAAUACUAUCCGGUCGACAGCAAGGAGUGCAGGCAUGCAUUCUUUCUCAGGUUGCGUCGAUAAUGUUGUUCAUUGUCUGAACAAAUACAAUACCAUUACCUCGUGGGGAAAUUACUGUAGCCAUGUUAACCAGGACUGGGUGAAGUUGGUCCUUCCAGGCUAGGUUUAAAUGUUUUCUAAGUUGUUUAAUUGAAACAAGCUGGAAUUGCCCAGCCCUAGAUGUAGAGUGUAACUGGAGCCAGUAACACCAAGAGCAGGCACCCCAACCCCUUGUUAGCAGUUUGUUAGGUUAGUCUCUAGUGGAAAUAUUGCAUUCUUGAGCAGUGUUUUAUAGUUUGUUUAUCUGAAAAGGUAACCAUGUUUCAAAGAUGGUUUGAAGUGUUCUUGUUUAAACAUUCAUUAUAUCACUGAGGGUUAAGUGGCCAUCUGCAGAUUGUCAGUAUUGGCACUGCAAACCCGACCGUGUCCUUUUAACUGAGAGUGAAGUCAAAUGCAGGGGGAAUUGUCAGUCCACAAUGGAUGUGGGGUCCAAGAUCGAAAAUAUUUUGGAUUUCUCGGGACUUAAGGACUGCACACACCGGACACGAUACAAUUUGUCCUGCGAUAAGAUAUUACUUUCGCUGCGACACUACCUUUCACACCAGUGGCGACAGGCGCACGCGUUAUACAGCUAAUAAAAAUGUAGAAUACGUAAUAGCU
Polyodon spathula (Mississippi paddlefish) is the source of this 3332-nucleotide messenger RNA. It is a transcript of the gene kat14, whose product is annotated as lysine acetyltransferase 14. NCBI's taxonomy places the organism in Eukaryota, Metazoa, Chordata, Actinopteri, Acipenseriformes, Polyodontidae. The record is from RefSeq and is a predicted model, not a curated record. Bases 348 to 2696 code for a protein of 782 amino acids. The transcript is spliced from 10 exons. Gene Ontology annotation, molecular function: acyltransferase activity, transferring groups other than amino-acyl groups.